GUUGGUUGGUAAAGUAAAAUGAGUGUAUUUCAGCGUGAUAAUGUAACGCUCUGUGUGCUUAUAGUAAAUGGCGCCAAAAUGUGCAAGUGUUAUUUUGUUUCCAGUGUAACGCGUCCACACACGAGGACCAGAGCAAUUCACUUGGCUCUUUAUUCCUUUCUGUUAACUAUUUCAGUCAUCUUUAACGUGAAACAGACGUAUUUGAGAAAGGUAGAAGAUACAUCUUCAUGUCAUGGAGUUUAUUAAAGAGGAGCCUGAAGACUCGACUGAUUCAGGACCCUGCAGAGUGAAAGAUGAAGAAACUGAGGAACAAAUAGGUCUGAUGGAAGUGAAAGAGGAAAGCCAAGAACUGAAUGAAGUUGAAGACAGCCAGCAUUUACAGACACCUGAAAAUUGUAUAGCUGAAGAAGGUGACGAUCAGUCUGAAAACCUUUCACGAUCAUUUCACACCAGAAAGAGACCUUUCACAUGCCAUCAAUGUGGAAAAAGUUUCGAUUAUAAAGGACAAUUUAAUAUUCACAUGAUGAGCCACACUGGAGAGAGGCCCUUCUCGUGUGCUCCGUGUGGAAAGAGGUUUUUACAUAGAGGACAUCUUAACGAACACUUACGGAUUCACACGGGAGAGAAGCCUUACACAUGCGCUCACUGUGGAAAGAGUUUCAGAUUUCAAGCAAGUCUGACAUGGCACAAGAGAAUCCACACUGAAGAAAGCCCUUUAACUGGCUCUCAGUGUGGAAAAAGUCUCAAACAGCAAGAAAAACUCAAGAGUCACAUGAAAAUCCACACUAAAAAGAAUCAGUUUACAUGCCCUCAUUGUGAAAAGAGCUUCAGUCAUAAAGGACACCUUAAUAUUCACAUGAGGAGUCACUCUGGAGAGAAGCCCUUCUCGUGUCCUCAGUGUGGAAAGAGGUUUUUACAUAGAGGACAUCUUAACGAUCACUUACGGAUUCACACCGGAGAGAAGCCUUACACAUGCACUCACUGUGGAAAGUGUUUCACACAUCAAGCAAGCCUGACAUGGCACAUGAGAAUCCACACCGAAGAAACGUUUAAGCAUUACAUUAGAAUGCAUCCUUUCAAAUGCCAUCAGUGUGGAAAGAGUUUCCUUCAUAGAGGACACCUUAAUGAACACUUAAGAGUUCACACUGGAGAGAAACCAUUCACAUGUAAUCUCUGUGAAAAGAGUUUCAGUCAUAAAGGAUACUUUCAUCUUCACUUAAGGAUACACACCGGGGAGAAACCGUUCACAUGCGAUCAGUGUGGAAAGAGUUUCACGCAUAAAGGAAGCCUGAAGUGGCACAUGAGAAUCCACACUGAAGGACUUUUCCCUUGCAGUGUGUGCGGGAAGAGUUUCGCCUAUAAAAGGGAACUUCAGAUUCAUAGAAGAAUUCAUACAGAAGAGAACCCUUCGACUUGUCUUCAGUGCGGAAAAAAAUUCACAUGUGACAGAAAGUUUAAGUGUCACAUGAAAACUCACUCUAAAGACUAUGUUCACUCAUGCAAUCAAUGUGGAAAGGGUUUCAAUCAAAGAGGACACCUGAAUGAACACAUGAGAAAACACACCGGAGAGAAGCCCUUCAAAUGCCAUCUGUGUGGAAAGAGCUUCAGUCAGAAAGGAACCUUAAACAUUCACCUGAGCAUUCACACCGGAGAAAGACCGUUCAAGUGCCAUCAUUGUGGAGAGAGUUUCAGUAAGAAAAGAAACAUGAAUGUUCACCUGAGAACUCACUCUGCCAUUAACCUUGCAUGCCAUCAAACUGGACAGAAGUUAAUUCAACAAGCGCACCUUAGUGAUCAUAUAAGAAUUCACAUUGUAGACCGACCAUUCACGUGCCAUCACUGCAAUAAGAACUUCAUUCACAGAGGACACCUGAAUGAUCACCUGAGAAUCCACACUGGAGAGAAACCUCACGUGUGCCAACAGUGUGGGAAGCGUUUCACACAUAAAGGAAGCCUUACGUGGCACAUAAGAUCUCACACUGAAGAGGAGCUUUUACAAUGCCGUCAAACCGACAAGAAAUGCACAGAAAAUGCAGAUGUUGAGAGACAGAAAAGAACGUGCACCGUAGCGAAGCCUUACGCGUGCCAACAGUGCGGGAAGCGUUUCCCUCUUAAAGCAAGCCUUAAGUGGCACAUGAGAACUCACGCCGAUGAGGAGCCUUUCACGUGUCACCUAACUGACAAGAAAUGUACAAAUGAUGUAGAGCGUCCGAUAAGAGUUCGCUCCGGGGAGAAGCCUUACGUGUGUCCAUUAUGUGAAAAGAGUUUCAGUCGUCAAGCAAUCCUUCAGAGUCAUGUAGAAACUCACUUUGAAGAGAGUCCUUAAAAGUCCUUUUUGACUAAAGCAUUACAAUAGCGCAAUAUGUUUGCAGAUAUUUAGGAAACAUGCUAAUUCACAUACUUGUUUCUCUGAAAAUCAUUACAUUGUUAAUAUAAAAUACUGCACCUUUAAACAUGCCCUCAACGUAGAAAGAAACUACUCAUCUUACGAGAAACCAGGCAAUUUUUCUUUAGUACUAUCACCUUAUUAAGGACUUGCUUCUGGCUAGCUCACCGGGGGUAUAAUAACCAAUAACAUUUUUUUGUGAAGCUCUAAAUGGAAGUGUUCGGCGAUGACCAAUGGUAGAUAUUUCUUCAGUAUUUUCUGUAAAGCUUUGAACCAGUGUACACUACUACCAUUAUAUAUGAAAAUCACUGUAAAUCAAACUGCCUUUGCUUACACAUUUUUCUUGCAUUAAAAACCUUCACGUCCUCAUGCCACAUAAAAUGUAAACAAGUCAGAUAUUGUUUUAGAAAACAUGCUGAACUUUGCAGAAACAAGCUUGUGUCAUUGUGAAGUGCAAUUUAAGCAGAUAAAGACCAUAUACUGCUAGUUGUACAUACCACUUUGAGUUUCGCAAUUAACCGAGACUGCAGCAUUAGCCGCUUUUCCACUGUUGAGCCAGUGCGAGCCAAUGCUUUAAACAGGUCAGGCAGGGCUAAUAGCAUCGGGCUGUGUUUUCAACAUCGCGUCAGAAGCUCCGCUGCACAUAGUUUAUAAAUAUUUCUGCAUUGUAUGGGGAUCAUAAUCCACAUUGGAUCAAGUUAUUUCAAACACUAGCUACUGACUGAAAGUGAGUUUUGAGCUCAACUUAUUUAAAAAGUUUUUAAUGCUGGUGUUAUCGCUGCUAGCUUUAUGAAAUGAUCUGCAGCGCUGAGCUCUCCAGACGCGGAGAAACUGUGCCUUUGUUAAUAACCACUCCUCCGGCCUGCUUUGGCCCAAGGUUUUCGUCAGCGCCGAGGAAGAACUGAUGAGGCAUGAUCAAGCACUGGAAGUGACAGUGGAAACACGUCUGGCACACACUAGCACGCACGCUUUUGGCCUGACAGUGGAAACGCAGCCACUGAAUAAAGCCA
Carassius auratus (goldfish) is the source of this 3396-nucleotide messenger RNA. RefSeq names its product gastrula zinc finger protein XlCGF58.1-like. The record is from RefSeq and is a predicted model, not a curated record. Gene Ontology annotation, molecular function: RNA polymerase II cis-regulatory region sequence-specific DNA binding; DNA-binding transcription activator activity, RNA polymerase II-specific. Gene Ontology annotation, cellular component: nucleus. Lineage: Eukaryota; Metazoa; Chordata; Actinopteri; Cypriniformes; Cyprinidae. The coding region runs from base 233 to 2326 and encodes 697 amino acids. The transcript has 2 exons. Gene Ontology annotation, biological process: regulation of transcription by RNA polymerase II.